CGUCGCCAUGAAUCCGGCAGGAACCCUUGGGGUCCUAGAUCAGGGCAAUGGAGAGGAUCACUUAGGCACCACGCUUCUCGGGCCCUCGGUGCAUUCCGAUAACCCGCAGGAGCGCAUCCAGGCCCGGCGACUGCGCAUCGCUGCUCGCCAGGAAGCCCGAAGGAGGGAAGCCCUGGGAGAGUAUUUAGAUGGGAAGAAGGAGAGCGAGGAAGAGCAAAGCAAGAGCUACAAGCAGAAAGAAGAGAGCAGAUUGAAAUUGACUAAACUCCUGCUCUGUGGUACUGAGUUGGUGACAAAUAUCCAGGUGGCUACAGACAUGAGAGAGAGCCAUAGGAGGGUUGAAGAAGAGGAGACAAAGCGGCAGAGACUGGAGAAGUUGGAGAAUGAAGUUAAGACCAGCCAGGACAAGUUUGACGAAAUCACGGCGAGGUGGGAGGAGGGCAGGCAGAAGCGGAUUCCCCAGGAACUGUGGGAGAUGCUCAACUCCCAGCAGCUGCACUGUGCUGGCCUCAUAGAAGACAAGAACAAGCUCAUCAGUGAACUACAGCAGGAGUUAAAAAUAAAGGAUGACCAGUAUGUGAAGGACCUGAAGAAACAGUCCGACGACAUCAGCCUGCUUCUGGAGAGGAUGGAGGAGCAAGUGAAGAACGUGAUGAAGAACUUCUGCCAGGAGCUCCUUCACAUCGAGAAAGCCUUCGAGUUAGAAAGACAAGAGUUGCUGUCCAGUAAUAAGAAGAAAUGGGAGCGAGCGCUGCAGGCUCACAAUGCCAAGGAGUUGGAGUACCUCAUCAAUCGGAUGAAGAAAGUAGAGGAGUAUGAGAAGCAGCUCGGCAAGCAGCGCGCCUGGGACUGGGAAGAGUACAACACAAUCAAGAUCAAGCUAGAGCGCGACGUGCAGAUUCUUGAGCAACAACUUCAGCAGAUGAAAGCAACUUACCAGCUAAGCCAAGAGAAGUUAGAAUACAACUUCCAGGUGCUGAAGAAGCGAGAUGAAGAGAGCACAGUCAUCAAGUCCCAGCAGAAGAGGAAACUCAACCGUCUGCACGAUGUCCUCAACAACAUGAGAGCCAAAUAUGCCAGGCAGAUAAAGCAAUUUCAAGAGGAGAACCAGAACCUGACCUCAGACUACAAAAGGCUCGUGUUGCAGUUCAAGGAGCUACAGAAAGCCAUAAGGCACUUCGCCAUUAUCGAUGAGGAGAAGUUUCGGGAGAUUUGGUUGAUGAAUGAAGAGGAGGCGAAAGGGCUGGUGCAAAGAGCCUUUGAUGUGGACAGUGUCAUCCACGCCCAGCACCUGGGGCUGCCCUGGAAGAUGCCUGACUUCUGGUUCCUGAAGAAUGUGGGACCAAUUUCCCCGCAGCAGCAACGGAAGUCAGCCACACAAAUCCUAGAAGAGCUGCUGUUGCAGACAGAAGAUGAGGGCACAGAAGUUGCCAUGUCAGAAGACGAGUCUUACCUGGACCUGCCCAAGCAAGUUUCAGCAAAAACUACCAAAAAGAUCCUGAUGCUCCUGUGUGAUGAGUCGGGUUUCCUCAUAGAGAGCAAACUGAUGAGCCUGCUUCUCCCCCUGGAGAAGAGCGAAUGCUAUCUGCUGAGGCUGGACGCCAUCUUCUCUGCCCUGGGGAUUGAAAGUGAGGAUGACCUGUACAAGCUGGUGAACUUCUUCCUUCAAUACCGAACCCAUCGUUUAUCCUCCUCCCGGUUCAGCGUCGGUUCAUCAGCACAUCACACCAACACGGCGCGCACAAGCCUGAUGUCAGCGCAGGAACGCUCGAGCAUGGUGAGCAUGGUGUCCCAGGGAGACAGGAGGAGCAUGGUGUCCAAGUCAGAGCUGGAGCCCCCAGAACAGGAGGUCCUGCAAGGUGACAACGCGAGCCUUGUGGGCAGGGAGAAGGAGCACCUGUCUUCAUCCAGGUUCAUCCACCCCAACGAUGUCCUCAAGAUUCUGGAGGCCUUUGUCAUGGGGCUGAAGAAGCCCAGGGACACUCGGCCAGUACUGAGAGUGAAGAAAGACAUGCGAGAUAACUCAAAGGACACCGAGUAUUGGGCAUCCCUGGCCACGGUUAUCCCCUUCUCCAAGCAGAACCUCUGGGACGCACUGUACAAGGCCUUGGAGAAAUACUACCUUGUGCUGACCCAGAGGGCCAAGCUGCUGAUGGAGAAUGAAUCGCUGGAGCAGCAGAAUGCUGAGAUGCAGUCUCUGCUGCAGCAGUACCUGCAGGCCAAGAUAAAUUCUGAACUGCAGAUUCCUCCAACUCAGGGCUUCCGGAUGCCCACAAAAUAGAAAUGCAUCUGCAAAGCCUGGUGUCAAAGAGUCCACACUGUCACCUGAGAACCGGGGCCCACC
Messenger RNA from Acomys russatus (golden spiny mouse), 2344 nucleotides. RefSeq names its product dynein regulatory complex subunit 1 (gene Drc1). The record is from RefSeq and is a predicted model, not a curated record. The coding region runs from base 8 to 2281 and encodes 757 amino acids. Lineage: Eukaryota; Metazoa; Chordata; Mammalia; Rodentia; Muridae. Gene Ontology annotation, biological process: cilium-dependent cell motility; regulation of cilium movement; axonemal dynein complex assembly. Gene Ontology annotation, cellular component: axonemal dynein complex; axoneme. The transcript is spliced from 18 exons.